AUGGCUGAUUCGGGUCCCUCACCUGCCGAAGGCGCUCCCGUGCCCGUUGCCGUGUUCAAGCGGAGAGGUGCCAAAGGAAAAGCCAGCUUGAGAAAGCGACCAGCGACGCCGCCAGCAGCCAACAGCGACAGCGACUUCUCGUCAUCCGAGGACGAAGCAGGCCAGCGCAUCAAGCGAAGGAAGAAGAACGCUUCGGUUGCUGUCCACUCUCGAGGAGUCAAUGGCGGUGGCAGGGACCAUGUGGCGCCGGCGUUUACGGCAGACCGAAGCGUUCCCAUCACGAAUGCCAACGACGCGACGAAAUCAAGCAACUGGUACGACGAAGCUGCCGACGAUGGGCUCUCUUCCAAGAAGCUCCUUGGAUCCACGAGAUUCGUUUCCAAGGACGAAAAGUCCGAUGGCACAUACAAGGGCCUCGCGAACCGUGCCACCUUCAUCCAGAAGAAUCCCGACGCUCCGCAACGGACGGUUGGGCCGAUCAAGGCGCCGACCAACAUCCGGACAAUCACCGUCACCGAUUUUGCUCCCGACGUAUGCAAGGAUUUCAAGGUCACAGGCUUCUGCGGCUUCGGCGAUAACUGCCGGGAGGACUACAAGCAGGGCUGGCAGCUGGACAAGGAGUGGGAAAACGUGAGCAAGGGAAAGAACCUCGCCGGCACGGUGGUGGCCAGUGCGAACCGCGACAGAUCAAAGGACGACGACGACGACGACGCCGAGGAGGCCAUGCUCGAGAACAUUCCCUUCUCCUGCAUCAUCUGCAGGGGCCCCUACAAGGAGCCGAUCGUGACGAGGUGCGGCCACUACUUCUGCGAAGGGUGCGCGCUGAAGCGGUUCAGGCGAGACCCAACCUGCGCCGCAUGCGGUUCGGGGACGAGUGGCGUCUUCAACGGAGCCAAGCGACUCAAGAUGUUGCUGGAACGGAAGCGGGAACGGGCAGCCAGGAGGAGACGGGAGGCAAUGGACGCGGGAGAGGAAGUGAGCGAGGAGGAGGAAGGGGAAGGGGAGGGAGGGGCAGAGGGGGGGCAGGAAGCGUGA
This is a messenger RNA of Drechmeria coniospora, 1035 nucleotides long. Its product is annotated as pre-mRNA splicing factor cwc24. NCBI's taxonomy places the organism in Eukaryota, Fungi, Ascomycota, Sordariomycetes, Hypocreales, Ophiocordycipitaceae. The transcript has 2 exons. The record is from RefSeq and is a predicted model, not a curated record. Gene Ontology annotation, molecular function: metal ion binding. The coding region runs from base 1 to 1035 and encodes 344 amino acids. Gene Ontology annotation, biological process: snoRNA splicing. Gene Ontology annotation, cellular component: U2-type spliceosomal complex.